Cladophialophora psammophila CBS 110553 is the source of this 927-nucleotide messenger RNA. RefSeq lists its product as uncharacterized. Lineage: Eukaryota; Fungi; Ascomycota; Eurotiomycetes; Chaetothyriales; Herpotrichiellaceae. The record is from RefSeq and is a predicted model, not a curated record. The coding region runs from base 1 to 927 and encodes 308 amino acids. The transcript has a single exon.
AUGGCUUCCGAAAGUCACGAGGGGUUGAGUGCCAUGUCUGCUGCUGCGACAGCUCUACAGGGCCACUGGAGGUACUGCGAAAAAUGCUCUUGCCUUCACUAUGCCGGGACAGCGAGAUGCCCUGCUGGUGGAGUGCACAACCAUUCGACCAGUUCAAACUACAGCCUACUCUCUGGGGGCGGCGGUGCCGGCCAAGACGACUGGAGGUGGUGCAAAAAAUGUCAAGUCCUCUCUUAUACAGGUGGCGGUGGGGGGUCAAACGGCCCGUGUUCAGCGGGCGGCAACCACGACACCAAUGGAAGCGGCAACUACCGUCUCACACACAACGACUCUUCGGCGCCGGGACAACAGAACUGGAGAUGGUGCAGGAAGUGUUUCGGCCUCGCGUACGCCGGAGGGAGCGCGGGUAGAUGCCAGAGCGGAGGCACCCACGACCACGGCGGAAGUGGCCAUUACACCCUGUCCAUCGACGGGAACCCGCCCAACGGCGGCCAAGAUCAAUGGCGCUGGUGUUCGAAGUGCCAGUUAUUGGCCUACGACGGGUACAAUGCCUGUGCCGGUGGCGGAGCCCACAUCAGCAACCCCAGCGGACUGUAUAGCGUGACGCACAAUGACCCGAACGCGCCCGGACAACAGGGCUGGAAAUGGUGCAACAAGUGCUACGUGCUCUGCCACAGUAGUCCAGGCGCUGGGCGAGGCGUAUGUCCCAAGCGAGGAACUCACGACUAUUCCAACAGCGGGAACUAUACCGUUUUGCACAAUGUUCCAAAUCCAGGGAACGACUACCAAAGCGGUUGGCGUUGGUGCAGCCAGUGUCACGCCUUGUGGUACAAGCAAAACAACCACGCAAGGUGUCCUCAGGCUCCCAAUAACAACCACACGGACCAGCCGUCUGGUCAAUACUGGAUCCGCCACCAGCCAGCGUGA